AUGGAGCUUCAGAGCCGUGAGGAGGCUCCAGAAAAGGACAUCAAGAGUGCAAUUUCACCUCUCGAACGACAAGAGACAGCUAGGUCUGACUCGAAGAGUAUUGCCCUCGGAGAAGUCGAAAUCGAAGACCAAUUCCAGCCGCUCUCGGGCGUGGCUCCCUACGAUGGCGGACAAAUCCUUACUGUUCGGGCUGUUGUGACUGGUGCUGUGCUCGGGACUUUGAUCGCCUGCUCAAACAUGUACCUAGGCCUGAAGAGUGGACUGGGUGCUGACGCAACACUUUUCUCUGCCAUUUUUGGCUUUGCCGCAUUGAAGUUCUUAGAGAAGUCGCAUAUGCCUCUACUGUCCGGUUACUUUGGACCCCACGAAAACAACAUUAUCCAGGCCACAGCCCUAGGCGCCAUUGGCAUAGGAUUCAUGUUUAUCAGCGGAAUUCCAGCCAUGUACCAGCUGAACCUGCUCGGUUCCAACCCAAGGUCUGACUAUGGGAAACUAGUAUGCUUCGCAGCCGUCUCUGGACUUUGGGGCCUGGGCUUUACCGUGCCUUUUCGGAAAGUGUUUAUCCUACGACUGGCACGACAGCUCAGUCUGUAUUUUCCUAUGGGAUCGGCGUCCGCCAUCACCAUUCGAGCGCUGCACUCCGGGACAGACGGAACUACCCAAGCCAAAGACAACGUCAGGGGAAUCACCAUCACUUUCUGCAUCUCGUGUGUUUGGUCGGUUGCUACGUCCUACGCGCCUGGUAUCCUUUAUACCUGGAAUCCCUUCUGGUGGAUCUACAAAUGGGGCGGGCAUUCGAUCAUCGCUGCCGUCAACUGGGGCUGGCUUUCGUGGUCCUGGUCCCCGUCAAUGAUCGGAAUGGGCAUGUUGAUCGACCUCAACGCCUCGAUGUCUUACUUGUUUGGUACAGUCUUGGCCUGGGGCAUCAUCGGACCUAUCCUCGUUGCUACAGGAGCCGCAGGAGGACUUGCCUACAGCGAGGUGUACCCUGACCUGGUUACUUAUAACGCCUUUGAUCCAACUCAUUUUGUGGACCUGCCUUCGCCCCGAUACUGGGUAUUGUGGCCAGCAGUCUUUAUGAUGCUUGCUGUAUCUCUUACAGGCAUUGCACUGGAGGGGAAGAACUUGGCUCUUCUUGUUCAAUACGGAGGUCGCCGUAUAAAGCAGGGAGUGACGAGGACCAAGAGAAGUGAUACCAAUGACGAGCCGGAUGCCCUUCCAACCAAUUCUCAUCCCAAAUCAGAAACCACUGCAGAUGCUUUCGCUGCUAUACCUGAACCAGUCCCCAAGGAUCAACAAGUACGAUGGUGGGAGUGGUCUUCCGUGGCUGGAGUCUCCUUCAUCAUCUCCCUGGUCGCAUUCAAAUACUUGUUCAGCUUUGCUCCUGGAAUGAACAUCCUGAGCUUAGUUCUCGGCUUCCUCUGGUCAUUUGUCGUCAUCCAAGUAUACGGAGCCUCUGGAACUACUCCUAUUACAGUCGUCGCGAAAGGCUCUCAGUUCAUCACCGGGGCCAUUUUGCGCGACCAAAUCCCAACAACAGGCUAUGAUCAAGCGGCGCGAGUCAAUCUAUUGGGCGCAACUCUUUCCUCUGCGGCUGGCCAGCAAGCUGCCGAGCUGGUGCAGGAUUUCCGUACUGGCUUCCUCCUUGGAACCCCGGCUCGCCAGCAAUGGUAUGCGCAGGUCGCUGGCACGCUUGUUGCCGUGAUUGUCUCUCCGGCCCUGUUCAUGCUGUUCGUGAACGCAUAUCCUUGCAUUAUCGAUUCUACUGCAACGUCUUGUCAGUUUGCCACGCCGGCGGUCACGUCCUGGCGAAUUGUCACCAUAGCCAUCCUUUCAGAGAAAUUCCCGAUAUCCCGAUCCAGUUGGAUCUUUUCCGUCAUAUUAUCUCUCAUAGGUGUCGCGAGUGUCGUCUUAAAACGCUGGCUCGUCCGCCAUGCUAAACUGAGCAGCUGGGCCAAGUUCGUUCCGAACAUGUCAGUAGUUGGGCUCGCCAUGACUAUUCCGGGUUCCACCACCACCAUCACAGUGGCCAUAGGAACUGUUGCUGCUCACUUCUGGAAGAGAUGGUCACCAGUAUCCCAUGCGAGGUAUAUCUAUCCUGUAGCUGCAGGAGGGGUUGCCGGAGAAGGUAUUGGUUAUGUUAUCUUAUGUGUGCUUCAGAUCGCCCAAGUUGGCGGCCCUGUGAAGUAUGGGACCACUUUGGGUUGUGUUGCCGAGUCAUGCUGA
Molecule: messenger RNA, 2226 nt
Organism: Ilyonectria robusta
Lineage: Eukaryota; Fungi; Ascomycota; Sordariomycetes; Hypocreales; Nectriaceae
Product: OPT oligopeptide transporter protein-domain-containing protein
Exons: 3
Coding region: 1-2226 (741 amino acids)
Cellular component (GO): fungal-type vacuole membrane
Molecular function (GO): oligopeptide transmembrane transporter activity
Source: RefSeq, a predicted model, not a curated record